AUGGUGAAGUACGUGCUCCACAUAGCCGAGAAGCCAAGUGUUGCCCAAUCAGUUGCGUACACAUUAAGUAAAGGGAAGUCGAAGAAGUGUCAAGGGAAGUCGAAAUUCAACCCGAUUCACAAAUUUGAUGCUGAGUUUCGUGACAAAGGAAUGAAAAAUCAGGUGGUCACUAGUGUUUCUGGCCAUUUGAUGGAACUCGAGUUUACCCCUGAGUUCAGGAAUUGGGGGAUGUGUAAUCCAGUCGAUUUAUUUACAGCACCUGUUGCGAAGUAUGUCCCAUCUCGUUCCAAAGAAACGGAGGCCAAUUUAAAAGAUGUAGCGAAAGGAGCAGAUACGUUAGUUCUUUGGUUGGACUGUGAUCGAGAAGGGGAGAACAUUUCAUUUGAAGUGAUUGAUGUCUGCGAGAGCGUCAACAAGCAUCUGAAAGUCUUCCGAGCACAUUUUAAUAGUUUAGUUCCGGUCGAAAUAGCACGUGCUUACCGCACCUUGACACCGCCAGAUAAGAAUCUAUCGGACGCAGUCGACAUCAGACAAGAACUUGACUUGCGAACGGGGGCUGCUUUCACUCGGUUUCAAACCACUUUAUUAAAGCGACAAGUUCCUGUGUUAAAAGACUUGAAAGUGAUCAGUUAUGGAGCGUGCCAAUUUCCUACCCUUGGCUUUGUUAUCGAUCGGUAUUACCAAAUCAAGUCGUUCACCAAAGAAAAGUUCUAUAAAAUCAAAUGUAUAGUCAAGAAAGAAGGCAUUGAAACAGAAUUUUUGUGGGAUCGGAACAGACUGUUUGAUCGAAUAGCAUGUCUAAUACUCUAUGAAGACGCGUUGGACAAAGUCAAACAAGCAAAGAUCACUGAAAUCCUCCAAAAGAGUAAAACGAACUUUAAACCCCUCCCAUUGACUACCGUCGACUUACAGAAAUCAUGUUCAAAGUUCUUUAAAAUCUCUUCGAACCAAACGAUGACUAUUGCUGAGAAGUUGUAUCAAAGCGGAUUAAUCAGUUAUCCCCGCACGGAAACAAAUAUCUACCCGGCUGAUAUGAAUCACACAAAACAACUUGAGAUGUUCGCCAAUUCAAAUACAUAUGGGGAAUACGUCAAACAACUGUUGGACGGAAAGAUGAAACCCCCACGAAACGGGAAGGCGACGGACAAAUCACAUCCGCCCAUCCACCCAACGAAACUUAUUGAAACGGGUCUUGUCGGGAAUGAAAAGACAAUAUACGACUUUGUUGUGAGGAGUUAUUUAGCAAAUCUGUCUGACGACGCGAGGGGGUUUGAAACGAAAAUUGGGCUGCAAAUUGGGGAGGAGAGUUUUCAUGCCAAUGGGUUGGUCAUCACUGAAAGGAACUACCUUGACAUUUACAAGUAUCGAAAAUGGACGGAAAAGCAAAUUCCCAACUUUGAGGAGGGAGAAACAGUUGACGUGACAAGUCUCACACAAGAAAUGGGAGAGACGUCGCCCCCAAAACCACUCACAGAACCCGAACUCAUCCAACUGAUGGACAAAAAUGGGAUUGGGACGGAUGCGACUAUUGCACAACACAUUGCAAAGAUCAUUGAGAGAGAAUAUGUCGUUGUCAUUAAAGGAGGGUUUUCACCAACGAAUUUGGGCCUUGCACUUGUGGAGGGAUACGACUCGAUGGGGUUUGAAUUUUCACGGCCACUUCUACGAGCGGAAACUGAAAGACAAUUAAAGAAAAUCAGUGAAGGCGAAGCAAAUAAAGACGACGUUGUCUCUCUAUUUAUCGACCAAUACGAAACACUCUUUACACGAGCAGAGUCAAAAAAGAAGUGUUUGGUUGAUGCAGCAAGAAAGCUGUUAGCGCAAACAGCGGACUGA
Entamoeba invadens IP1 is the source of this 1836-nucleotide messenger RNA. RefSeq names its product DNA topoisomerase 3-alpha, putative. Lineage: Eukaryota; Evosea; Mastigamoebida; Endamoebidae. The record is from RefSeq and is a predicted model, not a curated record. Gene Ontology annotation, biological process: DNA topological change. The transcript has a single exon. Gene Ontology annotation, molecular function: DNA topoisomerase type I (single strand cut, ATP-independent) activity; DNA binding. The coding region runs from base 1 to 1836 and encodes 611 amino acids. Gene Ontology annotation, cellular component: nucleus.